AUGCCAGCAUCUUCGCUCGUCGUCCGCACUCAGGACACGGCUGCGGUUGUUGCUGCUGCUGCUGCCGCUGCCGUCGACGUUGUCGCAAACAACAACGCAGACUACCCGCCAAAGGGCUCCAACGCGGCUGGCAAAAAGAAAAAGGCGUCAUUCGAAUGCUCCCACUGCUCUCGCAAGUUUGCUACUCGCUCCCAUCUCGUCCGCCAUUCACGCGUCCACACGGGAGAGCGCCGCUAUGCAUGCGACUACCCAGGCUGCGAGAUGCGUUGCUCACGAAAGGACAAUCUUCAACAGCACUACCGCACCCAUCUCGUCGUCAAUCCACGGCGUGCAAAUGCCGCCCAAUCGAUGCUCAACGCGGGCCCGUCUGCCUCGUCUGACCAACUCGACGGGACAAGUCAUGAAAGCACGGCAACUACGGGCCAUCCUCCGGACAUGCUCAUCUCGCCAACCGAGCUCAAGCCGCUCGACACCCACUCGUUGGGAGGUCCCCCGCCACUUGGCUCGUCCUUGUCCAGUACCGUCGAGCAAACGCCCGUGAGCCAUUCGUUGGAUGCACACGGUAAUCCUGUCGAGCGCGAUUGGUCCCCCAGUCCUCCCCCACCCCCGCUCUCUAGCGCCUAUGACUAUUGGUAUGCACAUGGCUGCCUCCCCCACACCGUUCGCAACCCUGCCUCGGUUUCCGGCUCGGGUUCGUCUGGUGCGACCAGUCCAGAGAUGAGCAAUGCCCUCGAGCUUGCCUAUCACCAGCAACAGCAGCAACACCAACAACAACAGCAACAGCAGCAUCACCAGGCGCACCAUCCCCACCCGCAUAUCGCACAUAGAAACUCGUAUGUCGAAAGCCCAACUAGCUACUAUCAUCCUGUUCAUCCCGCGGGCCCAACCACCACAAAUGGUGCAUACUACGAGGGUGAACCGCCAUCGUCUGCCGGCGGUCUCCGUUCCUCGUACCCGUUGGCCACGGCCACGUUUCCCACCGCGGCAGAAUACCACCAUCCUCCACCGACCGUGCAACAUCAUCAUCACGGUCACCAACGCUCGCAUUCCCAUUCUGGAUACCCCAUGAACGCGAGCGCAAACACGACCGCGGCCGGCUCCUAUGGUCGUGUUGGAGGCUAUGAGAGUGCGACAACCUCGCCCCACAUUGCCAAUGCACACUUGCAUCAAGCUCUUCCCCACCAGCCCAGCCGCCACCAGUCGUAUUCAGAGUCGUACAACCACGCUGCUGCUGCCGCUGCCGCCGUCUAUCACAGCGCAGCAAGCUCGCCUACGGUCGAACAUCGGUCCUACCACGCCCAUUAUGCGCCUCAUCAUGCCCACUCCAACUCGGGAGGCGGCGGCGAAGCGAGCCGUCCUGUGACCCGCCAUGGUUCAAUGAGCGCGCCUACGGCUCCGACAAACGGUGCCAUGCCUGUAUAUCCUCACUCGGGCGGGAUGAUGACCUAUGUGCCUGUGGAUGUGAUCCAGCAGCAGCAACACCCUGCCCCCGUUGGCUACGGCGAGACGUCUCGUCAUAGCCAGUCUGUGACCAACUCGCCGAGAAUGUCGAGUGGAGGCCACUUUCCGGGCCAUCACCCUCAGCACCAUGCCCACCAUCCGCAGCAGCCAUCGGCCCAUCCAGCCGGUCAGAGCUCGUUGAUCCUGCCACCAAUUCGAUACAGCGACGACACGACGUCGCUUGGACUCUCGAGCGGUGCGGGUGCUGCGAGCAAUGGCCCAGCAUCGAGUGCGGCCUAUCACUUUGGGAGCGCCGGUGCGGCUGGUGGGUGGGAACGCGUGAGCGAUGCGCGUGCGCUCCCACCUCACCAGUCUAAGCCGCAAUAA
This is a messenger RNA of Serendipita indica DSM 11827, 1827 nucleotides long. The record is from the annotation of a GenBank genome assembly. NCBI's taxonomy places the organism in Eukaryota, Fungi, Basidiomycota, Agaricomycetes, Sebacinales, Serendipitaceae.